Molecule: messenger RNA, 1444 nt
Organism: Sinocyclocheilus grahami
Lineage: Eukaryota; Metazoa; Chordata; Actinopteri; Cypriniformes; Cyprinidae
Product: hepatocyte growth factor-regulated tyrosine kinase substrate-like
Biological process (GO): endocytic recycling; receptor internalization
Cellular component (GO): early endosome
Molecular function (GO): phosphatidylinositol binding; metal ion binding; ubiquitin binding
Source: RefSeq, a predicted model, not a curated record
UGCGCGCAUGCGCAUGUCACCCGGCAGUGAAACUCGCUUAUUCACAGGUGAAUAACAUCAAAACAGACACAGAGCGUCCCGAGAUCAGAGAUCAGAAAUGGGCAAAGGCGGCGGAACGUUUGAGAGACUGUUGGAUAAGGCUACCAGUCAGCUGCUGCUGGAGACAGACUGGGAGUCCAUUUUGCAGAUAUGUGACCUCAUUCGGCAAGGCGAUACGCAGGCUAAAUAUGCAAUUGGUGCCAUCAAGAAAAAACUCAAUGACAAAAAUCCACAUGUAGCGCUCUAUGGUCUUGAGGUCCUGGAGUCAGUGGUGAAGAACUGUGGCCAGACGAUUCAUGAUGAAGUGGCCAGUAAGCAGACAAUGGAAGAACUGAAGGAGCUGUUCAAGAAACAACCCGAACCGAACGUGAAGAACAAGAUCCUUUAUCUGAUCCAGGCCUGGUCCCACGCUUUCCGCAACGAGCCCAAGUACAAAGUCAUCCAGGACACCUAUCAGAUCCUGAAGGUGGAAGGUCAUGUCUUCCCAGAAUUCAAGGAGAGUGAUGCCAUGUUUGCAGCGGAAAGGGCCCCUGAUUGGGUGGAUGCAGAGGACUGUCACAGAUGUAGGGUUCAGUUUGGUGUUAUGACCCGAAAGCACCACUGCAGGGCAUGUGGGCAGAUUUUCUGUGGGAAGUGCUCUUCUAAGUACUCUACCAUUCCCAAGUUUGGCAUUGAGAAGGAGGUGCGUGUGUGUGAGCCCUGCUUCGAGCUUCUCAACAAGAAAGCUGAAGGGAAGGCCACCAGCGCUGGGCAGCCCGAGCUUCCCCCUGAGUACCUGACCAGCCCUUUGUCCCAGCAGUCUCAGAUGCCUCCUAAGAGAGAUGAGGCCGCGCUGCAGGAGGAAGAGGAGCUGCAGCUGGCCAUCGCACUGUCUCAGAGUGAGGCAGAGGAGAAGGAGAGGAUGAGACAGAAGAACCCUUACUCUGCAUACCCCAAAGCCGAUCCCACCCCUGUGACUUCCUCUGCCCCUCCUGUCAGCACUCUCUACUCUUCACCUGUGAACUCAUCGGCUCCAUCAGCUGAAGACGUGGACCCAGAGCUGGCCCGUUAUCUAAAUAGAACUUACUGGGAGAAGAAACAGGAAGAGGUUCGCAAGAGUCCCACCCCCUCUGCUCCUGCUCCAGUUUCACUGGCUGAGCCUGUGCCAAUCAGCCAACCAGUGGAAAGCCACGCUUCAGUCCAACCCAUCAACAUAGUAGAGCAAUAUCAGAAUGGAGAAUCUGAGGAGAACCAUGAGCAGUUCCUGAAGGCCUUGCAGAACGCUGUCACCACCUUCCUUAACCGCAUGAAGAGCAACCACAUGCGCGGCCGCAGCAUCACCAAUGACAGCGCUGUGCUCUCUCUUUCAGUCCAUCAACAACAUGCACCCUCAGCUGCUGGAAAUACUCAACCAGCUGGAUGAAAA